Sipha flava (yellow sugarcane aphid) is the source of this 1785-nucleotide messenger RNA. RefSeq lists its product as uncharacterized. Gene Ontology annotation, cellular component: nucleus. The record is from RefSeq and is a predicted model, not a curated record. The coding region runs from base 1 to 1785 and encodes 594 amino acids. The transcript is spliced from 2 exons. Gene Ontology annotation, molecular function: catalytic activity. Lineage: Eukaryota; Metazoa; Arthropoda; Insecta; Hemiptera; Aphididae. Gene Ontology annotation, biological process: chromatin remodeling.
AUGAAACCAACUACACCUAAGCCUCGGACAAGAUUACACGGAUUCAAGACUGGUUUUUGGAAACGGAAUACUGAUUUUAAGAUUGCGACAUGGAAUGUGACAAGCUUGUAUAGAACAGGUGCAAGUCAAAAUUUAGCUGACGUCCUUAACAACUACAACAUUAAAGUAGCAGCCAUACAAGAAAUAAGAUGGUUGGGAGUAGGACAACUAACGAUAGGAGAGUACACAAUUUUCUUCUCUGGAAUGGAGAAUACACAUCAUCUCGGUAAUGGCUUUGCAGUUCAUAGGACACUAGUACCGUACAUUAAGGAGUUUAAUCCAGUAUCCGAACGGAUAUCAACCUUAACCAUCAACACUAGUCCAAUUAGUAUCUGUAUAAUAAAUUGCCACGCACCAACAGAAAUAAAAGAUGACAAUGUGAAAGAUAGCUUCUACGACGAACUAACUGAUACAUAUGAAGGUAUCAAUGGUAAUAUGAUAAGGAUUGUAAUAGGUGAUUUCAAUGCAAAAUGCGGACGGGAAACACAGUACUUCCCUUGCAUAGGGAAGGAAAGUUUGCAUUGCAACAGCAAUGACAAUGGUCAGCGAUUGAUAGCGUUUGCGACAUCAAAUGGAUUGACUGUUAGUAGUACCACUUUCUCACAUAAAAAUAUUCACAAAGCCACUUGGAGGUCACCAGAUGGAGAAACCCUGAAGCAAAUCGAUCACAUUCUCAUAAAGACUAGAUACCGUAGUACAAUCCACGAUGUAAGAAGCCACAGAGAUGCUGACUGUGACACGGAUCAUUACUUAGUGAUUUCCAAACUUAGAUCAAAGUUAAAAAGCCAAUCGAGAUUAAAAGACAAAAGAGCUAAAUUCAAUCUAGAAUUACUAAGAGAUGAAACCGUGAGGAAAAAAUAUGAGAGCGAAGUAAAGAAAGAGCUUAAAGAAAAUAGCGUACAAAUAGAAAUAGAUGUAGACUUGGAUUGGGAAAAAGAAAGUAAUGCUGUCAAAAAAGCAGCGGCCACUAGCAUUGGUGAGCUAAAAAGGUCAAGAAAUACUUGGUAUAAUGAUGUGUGUAGAAUUGCUGUGGACAAACGUCGCAAAGCGAGAGAUGACUUUAUUAAGAACAACACUCAAACAACUAAAGAAGCUUUCAUUCGGGAACGUAAAAUCUGCAAAAGCGACCUUCAAAGGGAAAAAAGAAAAUUCUUUAACAACAUACUUCAUACCACAGAGAACGAUCAUACGCAGGGGAGAACUAGAAAUUUUUUAAGAGUCAUCAAACAGUAUAAACAAUUCAACCCUAUAUGGAAUGCAAUCAGAGACCAAGACGGACAAAUGUUAAUGGAGCCAGAGUCAAGAGCUGAGAGAUGGAAAGGCUAUUUUGAAAAAUUACUAAAUGGUAACAUGCCAGCCCAGCCUGUAACACAUGUCGAAUAUGAAAGACCGGAGCCCUAUGUAGAGGAUGUUAGUCUAGAUGAAGUAAAAAAAUAUGGAGGAAAAUAUGUGGACCUGUCUUUGACGAAACAACGGGGAAUUGGCGGAGGAGGUACAACAGAGUUUUACGAUAUGUUGGAACUAACAACAGUACCAAGCUUCAUUAAAAGCCAAAGGAUUCAACGGCUAGGACACAUAAUGAGAAGACGAGAGAAUGAAAUAGUUAGAGUGACAUUGGAAUGGAAGCCAAUAGGUAAAAGACCAAGAGGUAGACCGAGAAAAAGAUGGAUAGACGUGGUAGAAGAAGAUUUAAAAAUCCUUGGAGUUGAGAAUUGGAGGGAGACAGUUCAAGAUAGAGACAGGUGA